This is a messenger RNA of Trichoderma gamsii, 249 nucleotides long. RefSeq lists its product as hypothetical. The annotation marks the transcript as partial. The record is from RefSeq and is a predicted model, not a curated record. Lineage: Eukaryota; Fungi; Ascomycota; Sordariomycetes; Hypocreales; Hypocreaceae. The transcript is spliced from 2 exons.
UUGCUCUUGUUGCUGCUGCUUUUGCUGCACCCACUAACGUCGAAGAGCCUACUCUUGCUAAGCGUGGCUGCGCUGCUGGCGAUAUCUGCAUCGACGGCACUUGCUACGUAUGGAGCUGCGGUCCUUUUGGCUGCAGUACCGGUGGCAGCCUCGGCACAAGCUGCUAAUUUCAUCUUGGCAAACCAAAUAAACCAUGGACCUAGUGGAGGUGAAUCGAAUUUGAAUACUGCAAUGAAAGUGCCCAGAUAA